This is a messenger RNA of Striga asiatica, 791 nucleotides long. NCBI's taxonomy places the organism in Eukaryota, Viridiplantae, Streptophyta, Magnoliopsida, Lamiales, Orobanchaceae. The record is from the annotation of a GenBank genome assembly.
CUUCCUAGGGUUUCUCGCGAUCAAUCGGGCUCAAUUUUUUCCCGAUCACUUGAAAACAGCUCAUGGAUUGGAGCAACGUGACGGCGGAGGAUCUGGUGGAGGCUCUUCGCGAAGUGGACUGGUCGUCGCCGCCGCGUCCCGUGUCGGAGUUCUUUUCCCGAUUCACCGUGCCCCGCUCGUACGCCAAAUGGAACAGUCGCCUCAAGUGCAACCUCUAUUACUACCGGACGAAUUAUUUCAUAAUGAUUGUUUUCAUUCUUGGUAAGAGAGAAAAGGACGAUGGUGAUGGGAUUGGAUUUCUUAGGAGGCCGCUAGCUAUUGUUGCUGCUUUGUUGACAGCUUUGAGUAUCGCGUUUCUGAAUGAUAGUUUUGCCGGUACCUUCAGCGAAAAGGUCACAAGAACUGUCAGACAGUUUUCUCCUCACUUGGCAGCUAAGAUGAGACCUCCCCUCACACCUGUUAUUCGGGGGCGCCCAUCUGCAAAACGAGCAAUACAUAUAUGUGGACAGCCGCGAUGGGUAUUUGUCUUGGUGUUUUCUGCAAUGAGUUUCUUCCUUUGGUUUGCUUCAUGUGGUAUCCUCAUGGUCUUAUGGGCUUUUGCUAUCGGACUUCUUGGUAAUUCAAACUUUCCUGUUAUGAUCCUCUGCCCUGUGAAUUUGUUGUUUCUAACUUCCUUACCUGCCACAGCCACUCUCAUCCACGCCAGCUUUAGAACGCCCAACUUGAAAGCUCGCUUGAACACAUUUCGUGAAGAGUUUCGUGCCGUUUGGCGCAAUUAUAGUGAGCUGUAG